AUGUAUGAAGGCAAACACAUACAUUUCUCAGAGGUGGACAAUAAGCCGUUGUGCUCAUACAGCCCAAAGCUCUGCAAGCAGCGCAGACUCAAUGGCUACGCUUUCUGCAUUCGGCAUGUUUUGGAAGACAAGACCGCCCCCUUCAAACAGUGUGAAUAUGUGGCCAAGUAUAACAGUCAGCGGUGUACCAACCCCAUCCCUAAGUCAGAGGAUCGCAGGUACUGUAACAGCCACCUGCAGGUCCUCGGCUUCAUCCCAAAGAAGGAACGGAAGAAGAAACACGAUGCUCUGGAGGAAAUGCGUUCGCGGGCCCACCUGGAGUCGGUGGCUCUGAACAUAACACUGCCCUCCUUACCUUUACCCUUGGCUUCCAACGGUCUGAACGAACUUCCGCCAUCGCCACCCUGUUCGCGUCUACUAGCCCUUCCCGACGGGGAACUCCUGGAUCCAUUUACCUUUUACGAGGAUGAUACGGACGGGGAGGAGAUUGGUCCUCUUCGUAAAAGCAACGCCAUCAAGAAGAAGUUGCAGAGUCGGCUGGUGCUGAACCAGAAAAUCUGCCGGGACGUAGACCCUUUCCAGACACCUUCUGAGCACUUUAGUCCCACCCCUGUGCCCCGUGUGCACCCCUCCUCUCCGCUCAACACGCACGCCCCACGGCAGCAGUCAGGUCUUAUCCAGCCACCCCCUCAGCAGGGUCUAUUAUGCAAUCCAGCACCACCUCAGACAGUCAACUACUUGCCUCCUGGGACACCCGUUAAUGCAACACCCAGUCCCGCGCAGCCAUCGGGGCCGUCGCUCAGCAGGAAAACACCUUUUGCUUCCAAUCACGUGGUGGUCAUGCGGCCCACCUCCUACUCGUCGUCGGCCCGCUGCCUAGCCAGGUUGCAGCAUUUAGUACAGCUUUGUGCUAAGAGACACCAGGAAUACGGAGACUUCUUUCCUCAUUUAGGACUGGACUGGUCGGAGGACAGUGCUGACAAUGACGAUGAUGAUGAAGAAGACGAAGCAGAAAGAUUUAUUCCAGGCUUGAGCAGUUGGAGACCACAGAACGGGUCGGAGGACGACACGGGCUCCUCGCGAAGUACGCGAUUGCUGAGACUUUGCUCAUACUUGCAGCAGAAGUACAAGCACAUGUGUAGGCAGGAGAGGGCGAGUAUCCGCCAGAAAAGGUACCGCUACGCUUUCCGCAAAGCGUUGGUGCACGCUGCCAGUAAAGAUCCAGACUGUGCUGGGCAGCUUGUCCAGGAGAUGCGUGGUGCCUCUCAAAGCCCCUCAAGCGCUGGUUCAGGGCGUCACCACGGUGGGGCAACUGCAAGACUCCACAACAUGGAUCCAGGCACGUGUACAGGCAGCACAAAAGGCCAGGCCUGCGACAACCGAGCGCUGCCCUUCACUAAACAUUGUUUUCAGCACAUUCUGUUGAAUCGCUCACAGCAGCUGUUUGCAAGCUGCACCGCAAAGUUUGCAGACGGUCAACAGUGCUCCGUUCCCGUGUUUGAUAUCACGCAUCAGACGCCACUCUGUGAAGAGCAUGCCAAAAAGAUGGAUAACUUCCUACGUGGGGACGGCAAUCGGCGAGUGCAACAACACCAUCACCAACACCACCACCAUCACCACCACCAGCAACAGCACCAGCGUAAGCCACGCAAAAAGACCAAACCACCGGCGCUCACCAAAAAACACAAGAAGAAGAGGAAAUUGCCACGGCGGCCUCAGAAACCCAUUCCUCCCGCGCUGCCUCAGAGCUACCUGGGACUGCCGACAAUGAGCCUCGGCGUCUCUACACAGGCCAGCAUCAGGAGCCCAUCGACUCCAGAAUUGAGUACAGAUGAACUUCCUGACGAUAUCACCAAUGAAAUGGAAGACAUUCCGAAUGACCUCGAGCUAAACCAGGAGGAUUUUUCUGAUGUUCUACCCAGACUACCUGAUGAUCUUCAGGAUUUCGACUUGUUUGAAGGCAAGAACGGGGAGUUGCUGCCCACCACAGAAGAGGCGGAGGAGCUGGUGCGCGCCUUGCAGGCCAUGGGGUCCUACCCGGACUCCUUGGUAUGUCUGACCUCCAUAGGAGACCUCGCCCCCUCAGAAGGAGUGGACCACCGAGCCAUGACGGUCUUUUCCGGCGCGGUCCAACCGGGGGGCAUGGCAGACAUCCUUCACAGUCGCCUCCCGACGGACAACUUUCCAAGCCUGGAACUAGAGGACAACAUACUGCAGUCCACGGCGGGCCACUUCCCUCCAUCGUCGCCAUCUCAGCCCACGGACCUUCCCCAAACGUUACCUGCCUCCUCUGCGGCACCUCUCGCUCAGGCCCCCGAGCGGACGUUCACCUGCACGCGCCCACCUCACAUCCUGGCCAAGUCGGAGGCGGCCACAGCAUCUCCGUACAGCGACCAAAUCCCCUCCUCACCCCAAGACAGCCCCUUCCAGACAGACGCCCCUCUGCUGCUGGAACCCCCGCGUUCGUCGUGGAACAACCUCCCCCUCGCCGACCCGGCGCAGUUCGGUAAUCUCAUGGCGGCAGAGAGUCAUCUCAUAUCAACAUCGCUGUCCACCCCUCCGGCCGGCGCCCACGGCGUCAACUCUGUGACGCUGCAGCCUCUGGCCGCGCCCCUAGGACCUCUUUCCUCAUCCCCGCACGAUUCCCUGACCUCCCUUCAGCCCAAGCAGCAGCUCCCGCAGUUCAGCGCCGCCUUCGGCCACCAGCUGGCCUCGCACAGCGGCAUUCCUAACGACCUGCAGCCCAGCCACAGUUCCACGGCGCCACCCGCCGGCUUCUCCAUCGUUAGUGCCACCACUGCAAGUGCCAAUAGCGCCUCCACCCCUUUCACGCAGAGUAACUAA
Molecule: messenger RNA, 2844 nt
Organism: Nerophis lumbriciformis (worm pipefish)
Lineage: Eukaryota; Metazoa; Chordata; Actinopteri; Syngnathiformes; Syngnathidae
Source: RefSeq, a predicted model, not a curated record